Molecule: messenger RNA, 882 nt
Organism: Drosophila gunungcola (fruit fly)
Lineage: Eukaryota; Metazoa; Arthropoda; Insecta; Diptera; Drosophilidae
Exons: 6
Coding region: 1-696 (231 amino acids)
Source: RefSeq, a predicted model, not a curated record
AUGAUGCCGGUAACUGGUUUGAUUCAGAGCUCAAUGAUUUGGAAGACUGUGAUCUUGGGGGGAAAUCUCCUUCUCCAGCUGCUGAAAUCUCAGCUUAUUUUGGAUGAUGUCAAACGAGCCGGUGCUGCGAUUUGUACUCGAAUCGAGUUUACAAACUUCAAGUGUGACUCUUUGGAUAAGGACUUUUGCGAAUUUGAAUAUUGCACCAUAAAAGCAAUUAAUCGGACCUAUAAGUAUGUUACGACAAAAAUCAGACUCUACCAAGUUCCCGUUACCGAAGUAAAGGUGAACCUUAGACUCUACAAGCGGUUUAGUGGUUAUCGGCCCUUUCUGUACAAUAUAACUGUGGAUGCGUGUCAAUUUAUGAAGAACAAGAAGUCCAAUCCAGUGAUGAACUUCUUUUACGACUUCAUUAUGAGUACAUCCAACAUAAAUCAUACCUGUCCCUUCGAUCACGAUCUUGUUGUGGACAAGCUUUCAACGGAGAUUGUAAAUCACCGAUUCACGAAUAUUCUACCUUUUCCUGAGGGGGGUUACAUGGUUGAGAUGCACUGGAUAGCCUAUGACAUAACCCGCGCAGUGGUUAAGGUUAACUUUGGAUUCUACCAACUGGUCAAUGGGUACAGUCCGUUUCUAUACAACAUAGCCGUAGAUGGUUGCAAAUUUUUCCAUAGACAGAAAAUCAAUCCGGUCUAAUAAAUACUUCUAUAACCUGAUCAAGCAUGUCAGCAACUUGAAUCAUUCCUGUCCCUAUAAUCAUGACUUUAUUGUGCAUAAGUUCUCAUCUGAGAUGGUUAAUGGCCGACUUUCGAAAAAUCUUCCCAUUCCGGAAGGGAUUUACCUGUUUGAGGUGCAUUGGAUCGCCAAUAAUUAACAUCGUGC